CUCAACUUAAGUUUGUAUUAUCAGGGUUUUGCUGUUUUAACUGCAUAAAUGUGUAAAAUUGGAGCACAAAAAUAAAUCAUUUCCACAAAAACAGUCUCUUAUUGAUAAAAUACUUUUUUAAGUUACGGUAUUCACACUCGCUUCGGUCAGUCGUAAAGGUGUUAAAUGAGCUGACGCUGUUGGUGAGGGUGAACUUGCAUAACAGAGGAUCAGUGUGAUGGGAGGAGCAGGCUGAGUGAGGACAGACAGCCUGUAAAACACGCUCAGCAGAGCUUCCACAUCCACUCUGCUUCUCUCUGUGCAGCCCGGAGCACCUCUCUGACACACUUCCCUCUCUGCUGGAGCCAUUUUUAGUUUGUUUUUAUCCCAGCAGGGGAGGAAUCACCUGUGUGCGUGGGUGUGUGGGUGUGUGUGACCGGGCAUGGAUGCUGUUGUAGGCGCCGAGACAAGCGACCCGGUGAGCCGGCUGGAGAGGAGCAGCCACACGGCGUUCAUCGACGAUAACACGCUGUUCGUGUGGGGAGGGUACCAGGUAAGAGAAAAAUGCAGGGCUGUUAUUUUAUACCCACCUGAACAGGAAAAACUGCAACCUGAAGAGAUAAGUAAGCCCAUUGUUCGACGCCUGCAUCGCCUGAUUCACAACACAGACCCUCCAGUCUCUUAAAAAGUCCUUAAACUUUAAAAUUGUGCAUGAAAUGAACAUAAAAUGCCUUUAAAAAGUAAAAAUUAAUAGUAGCUGCACGCAUUUUAAUUUAAAUACACCAGUUUUCAUUGUGAGAUGGAGGCUUUGUACCGUUUUAAUGUAUUGCAGGUGUUUUUAAAAUGAUAGUCCCUCUACCGUAACUUUUGUAAAAGGUGGGAACACAUUAUUGCUGCUCAAUUAAACAGCAAACCAUACAAUACCUUGCAUCACCUGUUGCUCUAGUGGUCGCCUCAGGUGUCUUCCAGUCACUCCAAAAGCUGUUCAAAGGUCAAAUUCAGGAGAGGAUGUUAGUCUGACUGAAAUUUAAUCCUCUUUAAUGCAGUUGGGAGACAUUUUUUUUCAGGUUAGUACACCUCAAACAGCCUUUUGUUUAGAGAUGGAUUCUUUCCUGGUGCUUCAACAAUGACAAUAGUCAAUUGCCUAAUUGUGCAAUAACCACAGCUCGAUUUAGGUGUGCAUGCAAAUGUACUGACUCGACUUGGGCAGGGGUGGCAGCAAGUUUGACGAGACAAACAGGUGAAUAAAUUAUUAGUUUUCAACUCUGCUGAUCAUGUCUACUUUACUUUUUUGUAGUGAGGAAGAAAACUAAAGAUGACAUGCAGCGUGAUACUCAAAGAAAGCUACUACACUCAGAUUUUAAAGGGAAGCCUUAUACCAUUUAAUCUUCAGUGUUAAAAAUGUUGAAGACAAAAUAUUGUAACCACCUUUGGAAGAAAAGCAACGUGUCACUGCGGCGUUCAAACUCCUACUUUAAACCCCUUCAGUGUGAAUGAAAUCAUCUGUUCUGUUCUUUAUUUGUGCAGAGAGAACAAAAACAUUUGAGGACAAAAACAUCCACAGGUGGAGAGAAAAAAAACCCUAAGGGCUUUGUAAAGAAACCCACCUGACAUCGAAAUUAAAAGAAUCUGCAAAUCUCUUCAGAAAUGCACAAGCAGAGCGAGCAACACUGAACAUAAGUUUCAUGAAAGCGUGAUUUACAGCGGUACUUAAUGACCUAAGGCUUACACAUUUAAGAAGCAGCCGGGCGUAAAUGUACAUGCGGUAAACAUUCAGAAAGUUCUCAAAAACAUCCUGGAGCCAGGACUCCUCAUAUGAACUGAACAGGUUUCAACAGGAAAACAUAUCUGUCUGUAUGUUUCUCCAUAGACGCAAAAUUCAGAUACAGGAUGUUCUAGAUCAUAAAAACUCAACCUAAAGUCAUAAACACGAGGCGUUUAAGUCCUAAUUUGAUAUUGGUGAUGAGCACUUGUCUGGUUUUAAACCUCAAAUAUCUGCAUCCGCAUGUUUCUGUGCUCAAAUUCAUCAAGAUAAGAUACAAGCGCACAUUGUUUGCACGCAUGCUUUAUAUCUUUGUCUCCUCACAGGUUGUUGCAGGAGAAGACGUCAUGCUGCCCAGUGAUGAGAUAUGGCUCUGCGAUUUGAACAGCGGCACAUGGUGAGACAGAAGCGAAACAUAAAUCAGCUGAUAUAAACACAGUGUCAACUUGACAUUGAGCGUUAUAGCUUGUUUUGGUUAAAGUGAAAUCUUGAAAAACAAGAUGAAGCGACUGAACAAGCUGGAUAGAGGCUCUGGUUAAAGUGAGGACUGUUUUUGAGUUUGACAAAGUAGGCCAACCCGAGUUAAAAACAUUCUUGUUUUUCAGUCAUGUGUUAAGAGAAUCUGUUUGUGAAACCAAAGCAAACUCUCACCCCAUUCGCGCUGACACUCACAUGUGUGUUUAACUUUGGUGUUCAGCCAUCUGUAUCUUCAGGCUCUUCUCCACCGCCGUGUGUUUUUGUUUGGCAGGGAGCGGAGGGAGAUCACCGGAGACACACCUCCAGACUUAUCAGGAUUCUGCGGCUCUUAUGUCAACGGCAAACUCUACAUCUUUGCAGGAUGUGAUCCCAGCGGGUACACAAAUCAGGUGAGGCGCUCUAGACCCCUAAAGCGUGGAGAUUCAGGUUUGGAGCGAGUCUGUACCUGUGGUGUGCUGAAAUUACAUCCAGAUUAGUGAGCCGAGUGUCUACGUUUCUGGAGAGAAACCUGCUGUAGUCGCCAAAGGGUCUACACGACCUUUUUGUUUUGAAACCACAACCUAAAAUUUGAUACCCCAUGACUGCCCACGCACCUUAGGCUGUGUUUUACGAAUUCAGACCAACUGAUUAGCGCUGCCAUCAUCAACUGGUGGCGUAUUUUUGCGUCAAGGCAUGCUCAGAAAUGCACUACUGUUCAAGGACCAGCAAAGAGUCAGUUUAAUGCCAAAAGUACGAUGACCUUUGCCCUUUUCAACUGGUUGAUUUAGGCCUGUUGUGUCAUGUACCAAAAUAAUCGACAAACGCAUGUUGAUGGGUGCAAACACCAACAACUUAGCAGCUCUGUGACUUUUGUACGUCUAAUACAAACGCUUGUUUUUUACUUUUUUAACAUUCCCACAAUUUGUUUACACCCUGUCGUACAACUUUUUAGUCAAAGCCUGAUGUGUAAACUGUGGGGCAUUUGUAUAAAGCUUGGCCAGUUUGAGUUGUGAAAACGUAAGCGAGUAUGUUAGUCAAAUGAAGAGAAUUUUAGUGUCUUUUCAGUCAGAGUCAUGUGUUUAUGUGUUUCAAAAGUCCUGUUUCAGCCAAACCAAACCAAUUCUCUUUCUCUACCUUUUAUAGAUGUACAGCGUCGACCUCACAGAGCCGUGCUACUCCUGGAGGAAACUGACCGACACCUUAGGAACGACGCCCUCCCCCAGAAACAAACACUCGUGCUGGGUUUACAAAGACAGGUCAGAUGAUUUAAAGAACUGCUCUUGGCAACGUUUUCCAGAUUUGGGGCUGAAAUUUGAUGAAGAAGAACUGGUUUGUUUGGCUCAGUAGUUAAAUCCUUUACCCAUGUAUGUAAUCUGUAGUCCUCAUCACAGAUCACGCAAUUCUUCACUUCCCACAUUUCUUGUUUCCCUUUCUAAUUGGGGCAAAUCAAAUAAAUAAAUCGCUAAAACGAUCAGCAAAAAUCCUGCCAAAAAUCGUACCCUUAAGUCUUCGAGAUGGAUCCCUUAUUUCUUUAUACAUGAGAUUCACAAUUUAACCACCGAGCCAGACCAGCUCCUGUGAGAUCAGAACUUUUUAUCUGAUUUAUAACUCGCUCUUUUUCCCUUGUGCAGGGUAAUCUACUUUGGAGGAUACGGCUGUAAGACCAUAGGAGAGGUCCAGAACACAUCGUCUCUGAACUUCAUCGUGGAGGAGAUGUCCUGGGUAAAUGAUAGUGCUAUUUUAUCAUUUAAAACAAAUUUUAAGUCUGCUUUUAACAAUUUGAAGAAUUUCUUCUAAUUGUCUUGAUUGCACCGAUGCACUGCAGUGUUGACUGACCUGCAUUUGAUUGCCAACAAACGCUGUAGUUAAAGCUCCAGUGAGGAUAUUUUAAAAUCUUUGUUGGAUUGUGUGAUUUGGGGAUUAUGUUUAUGCCAAAGAUGUUAGCUCAAUCUCUGAGGACUGUCAAAUGUAAUCGUGCUGAGAAACUUCAUAAAUGAAAUCUGUGGAUGUCCUGGUGGGUUUGGACCAUAAUUGUAUCGUAAUCAGUACCUGCAGCCCUUGUUUUAAUGUGAUUUUAUGGGUUUUUUGUUUGUUUGUUUUUUCACUUUUUGCACUUUUACUGCAUGCGAACUGUCGCCUUGUUUAUUUAAAUGAUAAUUUUCCUUUUUUUUUUUUUUUCUUUUAUUGAAGACAACCAUUGGGAACACGUUAUUCAGGUGCUGGGGCUGGAACAAUGAAGUCAACGUGUUUGAUACACAUACAGAGACGUGGAGCAUGCCACAGACGAAGGUGAUUAAAACAUACAAUAAAUAAAGUGAAGUGAAAGGUGCAAAAUGAUGAGUUUAAGUUUUUGUUUGUGUCGUGUUCAGGGUCCUGUUCCUGUCCCCCGAGGAUGCCACGCCAGUGCCUUAUUGGGGAGCAAGGGUUACAUCUCUGGCGGUGUGGUGAGCAGGCCUGAUGUUUCUACGCAGCUUACAUCCGGAAAUACUCAGCCCAGAAUACACAGAAAAUUUUUUCCUCUUGUUAUAUUUCACAUUUUGUCCCCCCUGGUUCCCACUGAGAGAACCAUUACAGUAGUAUAUUUGUUUCCCACUUUGCAGUAACAGUUUGGGGAAGGGUUUUCCUGUUUCAACAUCCCUUUCCUGUCCUGAUGUCACUGUGCCCCUUUGCACAAAGUCGGAUCUCUAAAGGGACCUCUGAGUUUUGUUUGGAUGAAGCUAAUUGACCCGCACAGAGCCCUGACCUCGACUCUAACAAACACGUUGAACCUAAACUUAGACUUGAAGCAGGAUCCCGUCACAUGAUAUUAUACAUACGUUGUGAUGGCUGAAUGCAAAGCUGCAAGAUCUUGUUGUAUAAAAUAUGCAUGUGCAUCUUUGGUGAGAUAUUUAUCAGUCACAUGUGAAUUCAACAGUCAAACAAAUGUAUGUUUGCAGGAAAAGGCAGAGUUGGACAUGUUCUGCUUGGACCUCGAGACCUGGACUUGGACCCAGUUGUAAGAUUUCUCUUUUACGCAUGAUAGGUAGAAACAGUCUGUCGGUAUUUUCAGCUUUGCUUUGAGAUGGUUAACCUGCUUUGUUGCAUUGUGUCACUCUUUCAGUGAUAUACCUCAGUCUUGUUCACCUCUGGGUCGCCUGAUGCACACCAUGACACCCAUUUCAGACAACACACUCUUUGUGUACGGAGGCCUCGGCACAGAUGGCAAAACUCUGAGUAAGUUUAGUCACAAAACAAGUGUUUAAUUCCAAAAUCCCUAACAAAUAAAAAAAUCUUGUUGAAAAUAUCUCAUUAGACUUAAUAUUAGCCAAACAAAUCCAUAAAAAAAGUCAAAUUCCAAGAUAAAACCAACCAAAAACAAGACCUGAUCGCUUUUAAUGAGCAGUGAGUUUUUUAAAGAGGAGAGCCAAGUUUGUUAAAAUAACAAUGUGAGUGAUAUCUUUGUACCACAUUGGCAGAUUUGUCUUAAUAAUUAUACAAGUCUACAAUAAAGACAAGUCUGUACUAUGUUGCACAGAUUGGUCGACCUUCUUGUAUUUGAAGCUCUGGGGGAAAAAAAUGUUUUAUGUUACGCAAUCCUCAAAACAAAGACAUGAUCACGCUAAAGUAACACUGUGAGACUGACCUUCCUUUAGUUUUAAUCUGUGUUUUAUCAAUCUCUGUUUUCCACCAGAUGACGCCUGGCAGUUUAACACACAGAAAAGAGAGUGGACCAAGUUGACACACCCACACAAGGACAAACCCAGGUUAGUAGAUUUCAAGUGUCAGUGUGCUCCGUCUCAGAAAAGUGAAUUUGUCAUAGUUUUUCUCUUUAUAUUUGUUGACGUACACCUGCUUUUAAGUGUCAAAAGCAGAAAAUAAGAUGGAGCAAACAUGUCUUCCUCAGGGUUUGUCACACAGCGUGCCUUGGAAGUGACAGCGACGUGGUUUUGUUCGGGGGAAGCAGCAACAUGUGCAUCCUUGUGGACUCUGUAAGUGUUAAAGAAACACUUGUGAAGUGUUUCCCACGGCAGACUUUCCAAACGGGACUCUUAAUGAUUUAAAGUUGAGACUGAAACGCUUUAUUCUUAGAUCCAAAACAAGGUCUUAGUGAGUUAAACAUUAUGACACUUAAUCUUUUCCUUUGGAUUGUGCAGACGUCAGCACAACAUUGCAGCAUAAUGCCCUUAAUCCCUCUUUCAUUCUGUUACUGUUUUAACUAGUUGGCAUUUAUCCAACAGGCUAAUUAUAGCAGCGACGUUACGUUAAGUGUUGCAUAAAGAAAGCUUAAGUGGUUUAAGGAGUCUUUGUAAAAGUGCGCCUGCAGUAUGUGGUCAUGGUCCAGCACGAGAGGGACGUGACGUGGACUGAAAGAGUGCUUAUGCGAAUGCUAAUAUGCUGACGUUCAGAAAUAUUAGCUCAGCCUGGCUGAAGAAAUAGAAAUAUGAGGUAAAAGGCAUGUAUGGCUCUAUAAUAUCUUGCACAUUAAAAUCCUUUUUUCAUGGUUUUAAAUGAAUUUAGUGACAAUACGUUGAUAUCGACCAUUUGAGGGCUGAUGCCAGUAUGAUUUUGGUCCUCUCUACAUUAUACACCCCAUUUUACCAAAACAGAUAUUGAAUAAAAGACUAAAUUUAAUGUCAAAGAGAUACACUUUUUUCCAUGUGUUUGUGUGGAAGAGAGCAACUAUAUAAAAACACAAAACAGAAAAAUUUGGGGGGAAAAUACAAAAAAACUUCAGAUUCUAGAUAUGAUGCUCAUGUGAUUUUAUACAUCCAUAUUUAGGGGGGAAUAAAUUACAUUAAGUAAUUGUGUGAAAGUAAAAGCCUCAGGCAAUGACUUUACCAUCAAACUACAUUAUUAUAAACAUUCUAAACAUGACAAUUUUCUGACUGUGAUUGCUUGUUUGAUCACCUCUACAUGACAGAAAAUUAUGAUUGCGAAUGCAAAAAAACAAACUGUCAGGAGGACAAUUUUGUGUCCCCACCAGUGUCAAAAUCAAACCUACUCCCUUGCACUUUAACCAUUUCUAAUCCAUAUAAAUGUGAUACAUCAGUCUCAAAACACACAAAUUUGAAUGACUUUUGAGUCUAGACAUUAGCCACGUUUACAUGCAGACUUUUUUCUCAUUCGGAUUAUAAUCAUUCCGAUUGAAGCUCCCAGGCGAACUGUUUACAUGGAAGCGAUCUAUUCUGAUCUGGUGUUUACAUGUGCCACGGCAUUCAAUCGGAACAGCUAUUUACAGACACGUGAUACCUUCAAACAUCACGUGAUUGAUUGAUCACGUGAUCUCCGACGCAGACCAGUGCAUCGUGCUCUGCUUGGAAGCCGCCAUCAUGUUUCCAUGUGAGUCAUACGUCACUGCUUGUUUACAUCAGGACAGAGCAUGCGCAGACAGAACCCAGCCUGACAACUUUCCGAUUCACCGUUUACAUGACAGGAUUUUGCUUUUAAUCGGAAUGGGAAAAGGAAUAUUCUACCCCUGUGAAUCGGAAUGAAAUUUCAUUCGGAAUGGGCCUGUUUAUUCCGAAUGAGGUGUUUAUAUGGAGCAUUUUCAUUCCGAUUGGGCUUCUAAUCUGAUUAUAUUCGGAAUAUUUGGCUCCAUGUAAACGUAGCUAUUGAAAGAAGUACAAAAGAAACCCUGACUGCAUUUCUGCAAAGUAAUUUGUGCAAAAACUUGAUUAAUAAGAAUCUGUUUUGAAUUGAGAGCUUAAAAUAACUCGGGACUGGGAGGAGAGUAGGUUAUGAUGUGACCAAUCAGGCUCCUGGUUGGGUUUGAACCGAGGGCUGCCCACUUUGAGUGCUUCUAUUUCUGUAUACGGUUCAUAUGAUUCGACCACUGAGCUGAACUGGCGCCCCACGCCUGAGCUGAUUCAAGUCAAAGACCUUGAUCCCAUUGGUAUCCAUUCUCAUGCCCAAAUAUGGUCAUUUCAGGCUGCAUUUAUAAAGAGGUGACUAAAAAUGUCAAACUCCGAAAUUCUUGACCCGUUUUUUCCAAGCUGGGCAGAGGAUUGCUCUCUAUCCUCAUGUCCUAAUUGCUCGUCCUGUUUUCAGGUGGCUGUUCUGAGAGCUCCAUCACAAAAUCAGUGCAGAGACGUGAUCUUCUUCCAGACUCAGCCGUACUCCCUCUUCAGGUAGGUCGGAUUUUCACUCUUCAUUUCUGAAAGGUUUACCAUCUCUUAUUUCUGUGUCUCGCCGUGUUGCUGGGACACAGUUGUUGUCGUCAUGUUGGCGGUCUGUCUCAUGCUUUUGUUGUCACCUUACCAACGCACAUCGUGUACAUUAGGAUUAUUUAAGGGCGUGUUUACAAGUCUUUUCCAUUCACACGUGAUGUAGCAGUUUUAACAAGGUCCACUGAGACUUUUCAGCCCCUGAGCUCUUUUUUACUUUGGCUCUGUUGGACCUGUGCGCCAGUUACCAUUCAGUAGAGGACAAUCAUGUUGUGCGAACAAGAUUUACACAUGUGGGUGGAGCGUUGCUACGACUGGGACAACACUUCCAACAAAAGUGAUGUUCCAGUCUGAGAAUCAUACGUGUCUGUUUCUUCAGGUGUCAAACAGCUUGUGGAAGUGGCUCCGACUUGAAGUUUAGUAAACAAUCAAAACUCAGGGUGUCUGCUGUGGAAAAAGUACAAAAUGAAACACUCCUCUUCGUAUUUAACACCCAAGUAUCACUGGAAAAUAUUACAAGAUUGUAUCAGGUUUCUUAAAGAAAUUUAAUGAUCCUUUUUUGAGCACAAAGUAGGCGUGUCUCAGCGCUUUCUCUUGUAACAGAUAGCUACCAAACAAACAACACUCUCACUUUAAAGCCCAGUGAGCAAAUCUGUGAGUCUCCACCAUAGACUGUAUAUACUAUGGAACACAUGGUUCCGCCUCCCGCCUGUAUACGGAUUUGAAGCCAAAAAAGCUCUCGGUAUUUCCGGGAUUUUUCUUCAUUUCCUGAAACCAGCGAUGCGCAGUAGCUGUGAUGAUGCUUGGCUCAAACAGCGUAUCCCCCGGGUGAGCUACGCAAUCCUUGUACGCCCAUAGGCUGUAUCAGGUGUCAAUCAUAGCAAACAUGAACCCCCUAAUAACUUUAAAAAACGGAGCUUUACAGAAAAAUUAGGACUUGAGCACAAACCAGUCUUACUGUAACUACAUGUCAACAUCGCAAGCAGGGGGGAGAAAAAUUUAUAUUCUGUGUAAUUAAUUUCUAAAGUUUGUCCACAACUCCAUAAGCUUUGCUGGCGGAGGCAGGCGGGAUUUAUGACCUAUACUGCAGCCCGUCAACAGAGGGUGCUGUUCUCGGAGCGAGAAGGCAGACUCUGUCCAUUCUAUAUACAGUCUAUAGUCUCCACUGCGAACAGUUUUGAGCUUAACACCAGCAGUAGUAUGCUCAUACACACUUCACGACAAUUGUUUUAGGGGUAACAUUAAAGUUAGCCGACUGACCUGCUUUUAUUAUGUCGCAGAAGCACUGCUGAGACUCAUGGCAAGAUUGUAUUAUUUGUAUUUGAUGUUAAAUUAGAAUGAAGCUAUCAGCUAAUUUGAUUUUAGAGAAAUUUAAGAUGAUAACAAUACGGUGUGUUUUACAGAGAAGUUUAACAGCUUUUAACAGAAUUAAAAGGUUUAUCCUCUGGGAACAUUAAUGUCAGAUGCAUGUUUUGUUUUGUUUAAGUCAUAGGGUAAAUGAUACUAUCCCUAAUCCCUCUCAAAAUGCACAAAAAAUGAAAGUAAGUACCUCAAAAGUCUGUUUCCAAUCAUCAAAACCAUUACCUUUCAUUGGCAUGAUGGCAGAUUUAACCAGUUGGCCUGUUUUUAAAUUUUUUUUUAGCUGAAAUACUGUAAAAUAACUUGACAGGAGUUGCCAUGAAUUUUUGUUUUAGCCAUUUGUGGAGUACAGAGAUGUAAGCCUUGUUUUUUUUUCAAGGGGAGUUUGUAGAUUUCUGAUUCUUUUUGUUGCAUUAAAAAACAUUUUUUAAAAAUAGAGUUUAUGACACAUUUUCCACCGGUUUAGUGAAUUCUGCUUCUCUAUUUCCUCUAGAUUGUGUGAAGACUUGAUGGGCAGGAACCCCGAGCUGUUUGCGAAGCAGCUGAACUGGCUGCCGACAAAACUACGCAGCCGAAUCGACAAGCGAGUUGCCUUUUUCUCAUCCACCGCUCCCUUCCUCACAGCCUAGACAGGACGUCUGUCUUCUUUUAGAUUCUGAGCCAGAUUAUUAUUAUUAUUACGAAAGUGUUUUCAUUCUCUGUGUUGAAAAUAUGUUUUUGUCUGUUUGUAAUUGUUUAAGAAAGAAUUGGUGCUCAUGUUAAAUUGUUUUAACUUAACAGAUAAUUUGUAAAUAAAGUUUUUUGCCUUAUUUUUAACAACUGAUUUAGAUUAGGUGACAUUUUACAGUUUAAGUCGUUUGAUAAAGUGCAAUCUGUUUUUGAAUAAAGGUAUUGAUAUGUUGUAUACUA
This is a messenger RNA of Xyrichtys novacula (pearly razorfish), 10608 nucleotides long. The record is from the annotation of a GenBank genome assembly. NCBI's taxonomy places the organism in Eukaryota, Metazoa, Chordata, Actinopteri, Labriformes, Labridae.